Episyrphus balteatus (marmalade hoverfly) is the source of this 2216-nucleotide messenger RNA. RefSeq names its product phosphatidylinositol-3-phosphatase SAC1 (gene Sac1). Lineage: Eukaryota; Metazoa; Arthropoda; Insecta; Diptera; Syrphidae. Gene Ontology annotation, molecular function: actin binding; phosphatidylinositol-4-phosphate phosphatase activity. The transcript has 9 exons. Bases 270 to 2045 code for a protein of 591 amino acids. The record is from RefSeq and is a predicted model, not a curated record. Gene Ontology annotation, cellular component: endoplasmic reticulum. Gene Ontology annotation, biological process: phosphatidylinositol dephosphorylation.
UUUCCAUACACACUUCUCUGUCAACAUACAUUUUCUCGAGUCCAAAAAAAAAUUUUUUUCUUCUGUAAUUUUAAUUUUUUUCUAUCGGUGUAAUCCCAAAGAAAGAAAAAAAAAAUACUUUGUUGUGUAAGAAAUUAAAUUACAUCCUUACACACUACAAACCAACAACUCCUUUUAUCUGGCGAAGAACCCACAAAAUUCCAUUAAUUUUAUGCUCCUAGAAAAACUUACCUCAGGAAAAACGAAAACAAAAUAAAAUCACCAUCAUCAUGUCUGGUUGGGAUGUUUACGACGAUAUGAAUUUAUAUAUAACACCGGAAAGAUUUAUCGUUGAACCAAAUGGCAAAGAUGAAUUACUUAUCAUCGAUCGGGUCUCGAAUUUUGUCAAAGUCCAAGUUAAAUCAAAUCAAUUAGAUAAUCAAAUACCAAUUCGACGGGUUUGUGGUAUUCUUGGAACCAUUCGGCUUUUGGGUGGACAAUAUUUAAUUGUUGCCACUCAUCGGCUAUUUGUUGGCAUAGUCAACGGUGCAAUAAUCUGGCGGUUAGCCGGAUUCGAUGUGAUUCCAUACAUUCCAUCUAUAACACAUUUGAGGCAGCAGCAACGCGAACAAAAUGAAAUUUAUUUGAAUAUGGUUCGCAAGACUCUGGACACACAGUAUUUUUAUUUUUCAUAUUGGUAUGAUUUGACGCACACUCAACAACGAUUGCAUUCCAUGCCGCCAGAGUUUUUGAAAAAUGGACUCUUGGAUCGAGCUGAUAGUCGAUUCGUUUGGAAUGGCACACUACUUCGCAAUUUUAAUUGUCCUGACAUGAAGAAGUUUGCUUUACCAUUGAUAUUGGGAUUUGUAUCUGUAAAUCAAGUUACCAUAAACGGCCAUACUUUCUAUUGGUCACUCAUUUCUCGUCGAUCAAUUCAAAGAGCUGGAACUCGUCAUUUCAGUCGAGGCAUCGAUGAAAAUGGAAAUGUUUCCAACUUUGUUGAAACCGAACAAUUGGUCGAAUACAACGGACAACGGAUAUCAUUCGUUCAAACACGUGGAAGUAUGCCAUUCUAUUGGCGUCAAACUCCAAAUCUCCGCUACAAACCACCACCAGAGUUGGUAUCAGGAAAAGAUCAUCUUCUCGCCUGCAUGAAGCAUUUCGAUAUGCAAUUGCAAUCAUAUGGAAAACAAGUUUUAGUUAAUUUGGUUGAUCAUAAAGGAGCCGAAGGAACUCUCGAAAAAGCCUUUGAGACAUUCGUCAAUCAAAUGAAUAAUCCACUUGUUCGAUACGAAUCGUUUGAUUUUCAUCUCGAGUGCAAAAAAAUGCGCUACGAUCGAUUAAAUAUUUUAAUUGAUCGUCUUGCCUACGAGCAAGAUGAAUUCUCUGUGUUUCAUCUUCGUGACGAUGGUAAUUUAGUAUCAUCUCAAGAUGGAACAUUCCGCACGAAUUGCAUCGAUUGUUUGGAUCGGACAAAUGUCGUACAAAGUAUGCUUGCGCGUAGAUCACUCAACCAAGUACUGGUAAAGCUGGGAAUUCUAAGAACUGGACAAAAAAUCGAAACGGUUUCUCCAAAUUUUGAAGCUAUUUUCAAAGGGGUUUGGGCAGAUCAUGCUGAUAUGAUCUCCCUUCAAUACUCAGGUACUGGUGCCUUGAAAACAGAUUUUACACGCACAGGCAAGCGAACCAAAGCAGGCCUAAUACAAGAUGGAAUAAAUUCUUUGACUCGAUAUUAUUUAAAUAAUUUCUGCGAUGGUUUCAGACAGGAUGCUAUUGAUCUCUUUUUGGGUAAUUAUAUUGUUCAAGAAGGUGAAGGAGUUCUUGUCAGAUCUCCAUUAACACAGAAUCGUGGCUGGAAGUAUGGAACGUUCCCUCCUGUAUUGCUAUUUGCCGUUUCUAUGUUCUUUGCAUCUGUGAUUUUCCCAACCGAAAUGCGAACCGAAAAUCUUCUCUUUUUACUUUUCUGGGGCGCAAUGGUUGGUGUGACUACAAGUGGUAUCUUCCGCUAUGGAACCGAAUUCGUUGAUUGGCCACGAUUAUAUCCACCAUUCAAAAUCGAAGCCUAACAUACGGCCUCCAAUCCGCUUGAAUUAAUGAAUUAUGCAGCUCAAUUAGAAGUAGAUAGAUUGAAAAAUGUCAACUUCUUUAAAAAAUGAGUUCACGAAUUAAAUUAAAUUAAAAAAAAAAAACAUAAGAAACCAAAUUAACCAGGCCACAACUUCCAUGCCAGAGAUGUA